ACAGCGCCGCUCUGAACAAGCGGAUCAACUAAUUUUUUGUCUGUUGUUUAUUUCACAAACAAAAGUUUAAAUUAGUAAUGCUACUAAACUCAGUUCUGAUUGGAGCGUCACACGGUCGCGACGUACUUUCGCACGUGCGGCAAAUAAUUUGAUAAUACUGAUAAAAUAAAAGAUCAACGAACUUAUUAUUCCACAAAAGUGCUCAAAAGAAUGCAUGAUAAGAAAAAAUAAGAAAAUAUUAAGAAGUUAUGAAUGCAAAUAUUUUUAAUAAGUAAAACAAAAACAUUGUCGCGGUCAAACAAAAAAAAAAAUCCCCUCAGUGCACAUUCACGACUUUUUCGUCAGAACUGAACAUAGUCAAAUACAUACAUACAUAUAUAUGAUUAUAUGUAUGUAUAGUUCAUAGGCAUAUAUUUCAUAAUUUAAAAAAACCCAAAUAUAAUAAGGAAAAUAAUUAAAAUGCAGUACAACAAAGUUUAUUGGCUUCUACUUAUCUUCUCAUCAUUGCAUUUGACGUUUGCACAAUAUUAUUCCUGCCUGACACCCUACAAUACGUAUGGUCGUUGUGUGCCUUACAAUAAAUGUGGAUUCCUUCAAAAACUCUUCACGCAGUAUGGUCUGUCACUGCCACAAAACUAUUUAGCGGAUAUACAGAAAUCUCGAUGUCAAGGAAGCACACCUGGGAUACAUAUCUGCUGUGAUGAUACUCUCUCUCUAACCACCGCCCCAAUGCCACCAACGGAUCCUACGCCACCAAUCUUUGGUGGCAGCGAUGAGAAUGAUUCAAAUUAUGUUGGAUCAAUGAAUCAAAAUGGCUUGAAGAUAUUGCGUGCACAAAAAUGUGGCAAUGCUGGUGGUGAACGUGUCUCACAUGGUAAAGAUGUUAAUUUGAGCGAGUUUCCUUGGAUGGCACUCUUGAUUUACAAUAGUGAGGACGAUCGUUUUAAGUGUGGUGGCUCACUUAUAACCGAAAAUUUCGUUUUGACUGCAGCGCAUUGCAUGGUGGGCGUGGCUGAGAAAAUAAUUGGCGUUCGUUUAGGUGAACAUGAUUUGUCCGAGGAAGAAGACUGCAUAACUGUUCAUAACUCGCGGCGUAUUUGUGCGCCGCCUAUCGAAGACAUUGGUGUAGAAAGGACUAUACCUCACCCAGGUUACAACAAUGCGCGCAAAACCAAUGAUGUUGGCUUGGUAAAGCUGAACCGCCCGGUGCAUUUCCAAAAGCAUAUUAAGCCAAUUUGUUUGCCAAUCAUUCCCGAAGCUGGACAAAUACCCACAGACCGACGCUUCUUCAUAGCCGGUUGGGGUGGCACCGAAAAGAGCAAAACUUCGAAUAUAUUGCAAAAAGCGUUGGUGCCAUUUAAAACACGCGAACAAUGCCAAAUGAUCUUUCGGCGAACUCGCAUCAACGAAAAUCAUCUCUGCGCUGGUGGCGACGGACUAAUUGACACAUGCAAAGGCGACUCUGGAGGUCCGCUCUUCUACUUGGCACCGUACAGUGGGCCACAAAAAACUUUACGCUAUGUACAAUAUGGUAUUGUUUCCUUUGGUGGUACUGAAUGUGGCAGUGAUAAAAAUUCGCCUGGUAUCUAUGCCAACGUAGCGCACUUUAUGCCUUGGAUAACCAGCCAUAUUGUUUAAAUUAAUUGACUGUCUUUAUUUGUAAGAUGUUUGUGCAGAAUUUAUUGCUUAAAGAAAUGAUUUUAUACUUGUAUUUAUAGUAUUUAUUGACAAAGUAGAAUAGAUUAAUAAAACCUAUA
This is a messenger RNA of Rhagoletis pomonella (apple maggot), 1757 nucleotides long. Its product is annotated as serine protease grass-like. Bases 460 to 1638 code for a protein of 392 amino acids. Gene Ontology annotation, biological process: proteolysis. Lineage: Eukaryota; Metazoa; Arthropoda; Insecta; Diptera; Tephritidae. The transcript has 5 exons. Gene Ontology annotation, molecular function: serine-type endopeptidase activity. The record is from RefSeq and is a predicted model, not a curated record.